Messenger RNA from Gastrolobium bilobum, 1431 nucleotides. Its product is annotated as vestitone reductase-like. The coding region runs from base 227 to 1210 and encodes 327 amino acids. NCBI's taxonomy places the organism in Eukaryota, Viridiplantae, Streptophyta, Magnoliopsida, Fabales, Fabaceae. Gene Ontology annotation, molecular function: oxidoreductase activity, acting on the CH-OH group of donors, NAD or NADP as acceptor. The transcript has 4 exons. The record is from RefSeq and is a predicted model, not a curated record.
AUAUUAAGAUUAUUGUCUGUAUGUGGCUAAAAAAAUAUAAAAAAAUAAAGGGAAGAAAAAGAGAGAGUAAAGAAGAAUACAAUUUGGAAAGUGGUCUUCCUUUAACUAUAAGGAACACGCGUGGUGAAGAGAGUGUAGUCCACACGAACCACUUUGUACUUUUCCUUUCCAGGUUCAUCGAGUAAGUGCAUACUAGUUAUCAGAGCAAGAGAGAGAGCGUGAGAAAAUGGAAGAAAGCAAAGGGAAAGUGUGUGUUACAGGAGGUACAGGUUUUAUUGGUUCAUGGAUAAUCAAGAGGCUUCUUGAAGAUGGUUACUCUGUUAAUACCACUGUGAGGCCCGACCCAGAACACAAGAAAGAUGUUAGCUUUCUUACCAACUUACCUGGAGGAUCCCAAAGGCUACAAAUUCUCAGCGCUGAUCUCAGCAAUCCAGAAAGUUUUGGUGCAGCCAUUGAAGGGUGCAUUGGAGUUUUCCACGUUGCUACCCCAGUUGACUUUGAAUUAAGAGAACCUGAGGAAGUAGUGACCAAAAGAUCCAUUGAUGGUGCACUAGGAAUUUUGAAGGCUUGUCUCAAUUCCAAGACUGUGAAGCGAGUUGUUUACACUUCUAGUGCCUCUGCCGUGACGACUAUAAUUGGCAAACAAGAAGAAAUAAUGGAUGAAAGCUUUUGGAGUGACGUAGAUUAUCUUAGAGCUUCAAAGCUGUUUGGUUGGUCGUACGCAGUUUCCAAGACAUUGACAGAAAAGGCAGUACUUGAAUUUGGAGAACAGAAUGGGUUGGAUGUUGUAACAAUAAUUCCACCGUUUGUUUCUGGACCCUUCAUUUGUCCUAAGCUUCCUGGCUCAGUUCGUGAUUCAUUGUCUUUGAUAUUUGGCAACAAAGGUUUUGGUUUCCUCCUUCAGACACCUGUGGUGCAUGUGGAUGAUUUGGCUAGAGCGCAUAUAUUUCUUCUUGAACAUACUAAUCCAAAAGGGAGGUAUAAUUGUUCAUCAUGUUUGGCAACUGUUGAAAGAUUAUCUGAACUUUUUUCUGCCAAGUAUUCAGAAUUUCAAUUACCAACAUUAGACUCGUUCAAGAAAAUUGAAGGUAUAAAGCUACCAGAUUUAUCGUCAAAGAAGCUCAUAGAUGCUGGAUUUGUGUUCAAGUAUGGACUUGAGGAAAUUAUUGAUGAUGCAAUUCAAUGCUGCAAAAAAAAGGGUUACCUGUGAGGUAGCUGUGUACCAUUUUUAUGUCAUAGGAUGGUUAUUGGUUAUCCAUAUAAUGAACCAAUAGUUAUCUAUGUAUGAAAUUGUUGUUCAAGCUAGCAAUUGGGAGUAAAUGUUUUUGGUAUUGGACUAAUAUUGACAAUAGAAACUAGCUAUUGCAAAUUUGCAAUUCUUAAUCUUCUUUUGUUUGUAUUAAAUCUAAUAAUAAUAUGUGCUCCUUUGGU